GCGGCGGUCACGUAGCUCAGGCUCCGGGCUUGCGGUCGCCGCGCGUGUCUGUCCGUGUGUCCGCCCGUCUGGCCCGCCGCGCCGUCUCUCCGCCAUCAUGCCCAUGUUCGUGGUGAACACCAACGUGCCCCGCGCCUCUGUGCCCGACGGGCUGCUCUCCGAGCUUACCCAGCAACUGGCGCAGGCCACCGGCAAGCCGGCCCAGUACAUCGCCGUGCACGUGGUCCCCGACCAGCUCAUGGUGUUCGGCGGCUCUGGCGAGCCGUGUGCCCUCUGCAGCCUGCACAGCAUCGGCAAGAUCGGCGGGGCGCAGAACCGCACCUACAGCAAGCUGCUGUGCGGCCUGCUGGCCGAGCGCCUGCGCAUCAGCCCGGAGAGGAUCUACAUCAACUACUAUGACAUGAACGCCGCCAACGUGGGCUGGAACGGCUCCACCUUCGCCUGAGCCCCCUCCCUGCCCCAGCAAUAAACGGUUCGGAGACCAA
Echinops telfairi (small Madagascar hedgehog) is the source of this 485-nucleotide messenger RNA. It is a transcript of the gene MIF, whose product is annotated as macrophage migration inhibitory factor. Bases 98 to 445 code for a protein of 115 amino acids. Lineage: Eukaryota; Metazoa; Chordata; Mammalia; Afrosoricida; Tenrecidae. Gene Ontology annotation, molecular function: phenylpyruvate tautomerase activity; cytokine activity. The record is from RefSeq and is a predicted model, not a curated record. The transcript has 3 exons.